CGUACUCAAAGUGAAGCAGCCGUAUCUCUUGGAUCCUCUGUGUUUCCACAGCUCUGAGCCAGAGACUGCCCUGUGAACAACAAAACCGUGAUGAAGGCAACAGGAGUCAGAAGGCUAUUCAUGGCAGGAAACCCCAGCAUCCGGUGAGAAAUAAGAAGUACAGGACCACAGGAUGCACCCUGGGUCAGGAGGACGUGAAAAAGCUUCGAGUCUUUGUAACCUUCUCUAUGCCAGAGCUGUGGUGGUGUGACAGCGGCAGUGCAGUCCUCAGCUCCUCUCAGAGCACAGCUUGGUGCCAAGCUCCAGGUUCCAGUGGCUGCUGCUGUCACUGUAGGGGAGUCUAGCCCCUCCCAGAAGGAGACAAACAGAAGAAUGGCCACCUCAACUGGUUUGUUCCUGCUGCUGGGGCUCCUCGGCCAGCCCUGGGCAGGGGCUGCUGCUGAUUCACAGGCUGUGGUGUGCGAGGGGACUGCCUGUUACACAGCCCACUGGGGCAAGCUGAGUGCGGCUGAAGCCCAGCAUCGCUGCAAUGAGAAUGGGGGCAAUCUUGCUACAGUGAAGAGUGAAGAGGAGGCCCGGCAUGUCCAGCAAGCUCUGGCUCAGCUUCUGAAGACCAAGGCACCCUUGGAAGCGAAGAUGGGCAAAUUCUGGAUCGGGCUCCAGCGAGAGAAGGGCAAGUGUACGUUCAAUGAUUUGCCAAUGAAAGGCUUCAGCUGGGUGGGUGGUGGAGAGGACACAGCUUAUUCAAACUGGUACAAAUCGGGCAAGAGCUCCUGUAUCUCUAAACGCUGCGUGUCCCUGAUACUGGACCUGUCCUUGACACCUCACCCCAGCCAUCUGCCCAAGUGGCAUGAGAGCCCCUGUGGGACCCCAGAAUCCCCAGGUAACAGCAUUGAAGGUUACCUGUGCAAGUUCAACUUCAAAGGCAUGUGCAGUCCACUGGCUCUGGGUGGUCCCGGGCGGGUGACCUAUACCACCCCUUUCCAGGCCACCACCUCCUCUCUGGAGGCUGUUCCUUUUGCCUCUGUAGCCAAUGUAGCUUGUGGGGUUGAAGCUAAGAAUAAGACCCAUUAUUUCUUAUGCAAUGAAAAGACUCCAGGAAUAUUCCACUGGGGCAGCUCAGGCCCUCUCUGUGUCAGCCCCAAGUUUGGUUGCAGUUUCAACAAUGGGGGCUGUCAGCAGGAUUGCUUCGAAGGUGGGGAUGGCUCCUUCCGCUGUGGCUGCCGGCCUGGAUUUCGGCUGCUGGAUGACCUAGUAACUUGUGCCUCCCGGAACCCCUGCAGCUCAAACCCAUGCACGGGAGGUGGCAUGUGUCAUUCUAUACCACUCAGCGAAAACUACACAUGCCAUUGUCCCAGAGGCUACCAGCUAGACUCUAGCCAAGUGCACUGUGUGGACAUAGACGAGUGCCAGGACUCCCCCUGUGCCCAGGAAUGCAUCAACACUCCAGGGGGCUUCCAUUGUGAAUGUUGGGUGGGCUACCAAUCCAGUGGCCCCAAGGAAGAGGCCUGUGAGGAUGUGGAUGAGUGUGCCGCUGCCUAUCCACCCUGUGCCCAGGGCUGCACUAACACUGAUGGCUCUUUCUACUGCUCCUGUAAAGAGGGCUAUAUCGUGUCUGGGGAAGACAGUACCCAGUGUGAGGAUAUAGAUGAGUGUUCGGACGCAAGGGGCAGUCCAUGUGAUACCCUGUGCUUCAACACAGAUGGUUCCUUCAAGUGUGGCUGCCCAUCAGGCUGGGAGCUGGCUCCCAAUGGGGUCUCGUGUACCAGGGGCACUGUGUCUUCAGAGUUACCAGUCAGGCCUCCCCAAAAGGAAGACAAAGGUGACAGAAAGGAGAGUACUGUGCCUCCUACUGAAAUGCCCAGUUUUCCCAGUGGCUCUAAGGAUGUCUCCAAUCGAGCACAGACAACAGGUCUCUCCAUCCAGUCGGAUAUUCCCACUGCCUCUGUCCCACUAGAAAUAGCACUCCCUAGUGAUGUAUCUGAUGUCUGGUUGGAGUUGGACACAUACCUCCCCACCACCUCUGGCCACAGCAAGCCGACACCUGAAGAUUCUGUCUCCGCACACAGUGACAGUGACACCGAUGGGCAGAAGCUGCUUCUGUUUUACCUCCUGGGAACGGUGGUGGCCAUCUCACUCUUGCUGGCUCUGGCCUUAGGGCUGCUCUUUUAUCGUAAACGGAGAGCCAAGAAGGAGGAGAUAAAGGAGAAGAAGCCCCAGAAUGCAGCUGACAGCUAUUCCUGGGUUCCAGAGAGAGCAGAAAGCCGAGCCCCGGAGAAUCAGUACAGCCCAACACCUGGGACAGACUGCUGAAGACAAUGUGGCCUUAGAAACAUAGCCAGCUGCCAUUACCUUCAGAGCUACCUUCUUAGAUGAGGGGGAAGCCACACCAUUGUGAAAAACUGGAUUGGACAGCAAAAAUUGUGCAUCUUCCCCUUAAGAACCUGGUGACUUGGGAUGGGCAGCUAUUUUCCUGGUGCCUUUGGUAUGCCUGGGGGUGAAAGCUGUGUGUUGGUUUGUCAUUGUGGGGAGUUUUGUGGAUAUUGACAGGCCUCACUCACACACCACUUUCAAAUCCAAAAGCAACUGGUUGGCCUGGUUGCUAAUCAGGGCAAAAGGAGUUGGAGGGGUGGGACAGGUUGGGGAGGGGGCUUCAAAGUCUUUUCUUAUCUCUAUUUAUCAGAGAAGGAGCUACUGGUGCUAAUUACAAAGGAAACAAUUCCUUUCCUUCACAGGAUAGAAAGCAAAACCAAUCAGCUAACUUAACUAGAUGAGAAUGCUCUACCCUUCCUAUAGGGACUUUUUCCAGGAUGGUUGCCUUUGUGUACAUUUGCCUUCUGGCAUUUCCCCUCCAUAUCCCUCCUCCACCCCCUGAGUAUUGUUGAAACUGUCAGAAUGAGAGGAAGUUUAACCAACUGUUUAGGGAGCAAGCAGAUAGGAAGUUUAGACUUUGUAUCCCCUCACUCAGAAUUUUCUGAUAGCCUUGGGUUUGUGGGCAAGUAAAGUUGCAAGCUGGAAAGUUACUUCAGGCAAGUCUUGGUAAAAGCAUAGUCCAGAGGGAGACAGGCAAGGAUUGAUCUAACAGCUAUUUGAAUGGAAGUAUCUGAAUGGACUGAUCCUAACACACACUUGACUAUUGAGGAACAAUGACAAAACCCCAAGAUCAAUUUGUCUUUGAGCUAGCACAGGCCCCAAGCCCACUGCAGAGCAUCUUGUCACUCUUUACACCAUCUCUAACUGGGAAGCUGGGACUGUAGGCUCAGGAUGCUUUCAUCUGAAUGCAAGGAGAGGAGUCAGGUGAUGGGCUCUGUUUUAAAUACUCCCAUUGAAAUGUAGCUUAGCCCUCUUCACAGUUAAAAGUACAUCUGGAGGACUCCUGCUCUAUUUUGUGAGCGUGACACAUACCGAAUCAAAGAUUAGUCAUGAAGAAAGUUCUCUUUUUUGUUAUUUUGGGGUUUUUAUGCUUAAAAAUGGAGAUACAGGGGAAAGGGAAAUGGGAAGAAAAAACAGCUAACAAGUUUCCAACCGUUAAAACUGCUUAGAGCCACCCUACGAUUGACAAGUUUAUUUCAAAGUGUCCAUUUGUAAAAGUGUCCCUUAAACUUGCAGCGAGUAAUGGUGGUGCAGCUGCACAGGUCUGUCUGGGACCUGGAGGGCAGCACUGGUGAGUCACUUCAGUGUCUCUGGCAGGUCCUGUCUCAGCUGUCUGCUAUCUGAAAGACUGAGACUUGGAAUGUGUCUCCAUCAUGAGCUAGCAUCAGAGUCUUUGUUCUCAGACUAGAGUGUCCUUUUUGUUUCUACUGUCAAAAGCAAUGAUCCCUCAAGUUAGUAUUCAGGAAGUGAAGAUUAGUAACAACCAGAUUCAAGGCCCUUGGAAAUAUCUUAGGGAAAUAUCCUUUUCUUUGGGGGGGGGUCAAUUUAAAAUGGAGAUAUUUUUAUUCAUCAGUCUUUCUUUCUCUCUUUGAAAACCCACGGUGGAGAGUAAUGGGGAAAAGAUUGAGUUCAGUGGGGUGCCUGAAACGUGUGCAUUUAAAAAUCAACUCACCAUCUGGCUUUCAGCUGAAAUUUGGGUGUUUCGAACUUGAUCCCUGGCAAUAAUUGAGAUUGGCAGCUAAUCCAUUACAAGGAAACCAGUACCAGCCAUUCAGAUGAGUUUAGAUCCAUGGCAGUGUCUGCAUACAUGGACAUGAACCUGAGUGCAUCCCCUUUACCUCCAGGCCUUCAACUACUCACCUUAUGGCUUGACGUGAGGAAGAUAACUGAGUCUAGGCUCCCCACAGCCUUGCUUGGCCUCCUCUCAGGCUGCUGUGUAGGACUUAAACUGACCAGGAUGACGUAGGGAGUAGAUGUGAAGCUCCAUUUCCAACACUCCAGGGGUACAGCAUCCACUCUGUGGGACCCACAACAGGGAAGGGCAUGAUGAGGAACAUAUUUUCUCAAAGUGUGCUUUCAGCAUGGACCCCUCGCAUGGAGGCAGAGCUCCCUCACCUACUGACCUGCCAAAGCCUUCAGCAGAACCAUGCCUCAUGUGGCAAAGCCAACGGAGCCACUCCCUGUUCCUAAAUGGGUGCUUUAUUCUCACAUAUAUUCUUGCCCUCCUCAUGCUUGGGACUCGAAAAUUCUGAGUUAGGCCAUCUAAGAGGCCAAGCAAUAAAUAAGUGAACUUCCACUGGACCAACAGUGUUAGGCUAUGCCUUCCCUACUCAAAAAGUCAGUGAGCCAGAGACACUCUUCUGCCUGUGAGGACCAGAGAAAGCGCUUCUUGGCAACAGAAUUUCCUUAAGUUCAAACCUGGAAAAACUGUAUUUUGGAGGGGCAUACCUUCAGGCCUUCAGCCUUCUUAUUACUGAAUUGCAGGUGGCUAUCAUUGCCUUUUGUAUUUCAUGUGGUUCUGUUGAUGGAAGCCAGUGCCUAAGUAUGUUAGACACUAGCUUUCCAGGACCCCUAUACCCCUGGUACCUCGCAUUAUUUUUGUUCAUUAUUAAAGAUAGAUGAAGCAAUACCACCCCACCCCCAGUAAUUUGAGGAGUUAAAAAAAAAAACAAACUACUCAAAAAGAAAUGCCUCAGGAGGGAGCACUUAACACUAUUUGCAAAGGAAGUCUAGUCCUAAUAUUCCCUGAUGUCUAGCAUGGCUUUGAUGAAAACCCAAAUGUAUGCACUUUCUGGCUGUGGAGACCCACUCAUCAUCAUUAUUACCAUCACCACCACCACCACCAUCAUCAUGGUCACUGUCAUCACCACCUCGUGGUGCAGUGUAUCCUCGUGGUGUUUAAUUAAUGACGGUAACUGGACGAAUCCCACCUGGGUCUGACUGAGGGCAAAAAGGCCAGAAAGAAGAGGAGCAGACAGAAGAUAAGCAGGCUGCUUUCCUUCAGCUUCUUACCCAGGGAAAACCCAGCAAGCUUCUGGGAGAGUCUAUCCUGAUGCCUUCCCCAGAGCACUGAAAAAUGUGGAAUAAAACGCAAAUACUUCUGAGUACAUGUUCAUUGUGCAGGGCAAGCUGCCUAGGAAGAAUUCUUUUUCUCCUUCAGAAGUUUUCCUCCUCUUUGAGUUCCUAACCAUGAGCCCUUGUGCGGACUGUUAUCACCAACCAAACUGUCAAUAGGUGGAUAGGAUCAUUAGGUCGUUUUGUUCCGCCCCUCUUUUCCCAUAAAUAUUUCUGGUCAAACUAAAGGAGCAGAGAUGAAAUUUGACCAAAAAAGGGGGAAAAAAGGUUACUCUGUUCAAAAUAACAUAUUUUUGAAAGCAAAUAUAGGAAAACCUUUUCCUAUUAUUUUUCUUCUUAGCUUCCCCAUUGUCUGAAUUAGGAAAACAGGAAAGCAUUGCUUUCUAGCACCUGCAAAAUGGUUUAAUGCCCCUGCAUAUUUCCAUGUCCUUUAACAAUAGAUUUAGCAUGGGAAUCUGAAAUAGAAAUCCUGAAAACAUCUGUCCCUUCCCCCACUCCUAAACCUAGGUUUUGAUUAUGUGUGAUUCAUGAAACCUAUCAACCAAAACGGGGGACAGACACACCUUAAUCCUUCAUGGAGUCAACAACUAUAUACCCCACGAUGACCCCUAACUCGAGGGCUUGUUGAGAACUGCAUCAUGUUUGGACAUGUUCUUGACAGUACCCAUCUAUUUCAGGUGGGGACCCUGGAUGGUUCAUCCUUCCCAUCUUACGUGCAUUGUGGCAAGUGGCUCCUUUCCACAUUUUUACUCCACCCCCUCUCCAAGCUGAAGUUCGUUUGCAGAUCAGGGGUUAAGCCUGAAUUGUGUGGUGGUCAGUCUUGUUUCCUGUUUUCAGGGGUUAUUGUAAAUGUUAGUAAUCUCACCCCAAGCCCUCAGUAAGAACAUAAAUAUUUAAAAAUA
Grammomys surdaster is the source of this 6350-nucleotide messenger RNA. RefSeq names its product CD93 molecule (gene Cd93). NCBI's taxonomy places the organism in Eukaryota, Metazoa, Chordata, Mammalia, Rodentia, Muridae. Gene Ontology annotation, molecular function: calcium ion binding; extracellular matrix binding; extracellular matrix protein binding. The record is from RefSeq and is a predicted model, not a curated record. Gene Ontology annotation, biological process: cell migration. The coding region runs from base 373 to 2313 and encodes 646 amino acids. Gene Ontology annotation, cellular component: extracellular matrix; external side of plasma membrane. The transcript is spliced from 2 exons.